Molecule: messenger RNA, 864 nt
Organism: Glarea lozoyensis ATCC 20868
Lineage: Eukaryota; Fungi; Ascomycota; Leotiomycetes; Helotiales; Helotiaceae
Product: NAD(P)-binding Rossmann-fold containing protein
Exons: 2
Coding region: 1-864 (287 amino acids)
Source: RefSeq, a predicted model, not a curated record
AUGGCUCCCAAAACAAUCCUCAUCGUCGGCGCAACCGGUAACACCGGUCGCAUGGUCACCGAGAUCCUGUCACAAAACUCCCAGACCUUAGCACACCUCAAGGAAUACCGCCUGCUCGCCUUGACCAGAUCCACCAGCAGCGCUGUUGCUCAAAAGCUUGCCAAGCUUCCUAACGUCACCUUUGAGGAGAAGAAGUGGCCAGAGAUUGACGGCGACUGGCUUCGCGAGCGUAACGUCGUCAAGGCCUUUAUCGCAUCCCACAAUCUACCCCCGCACUUCGCAGAGGAGUCCACGUUUCACGUUGCAGCCCUACGGGCCGGCGUCAAGUACGUUGUUCGCAUCUCCACCACGGCAGCGAACUGGUCUUCGCUCCAGCCCAAUGUAUUUUUCACCUUCACCAUCCCGCCCGCAGUCGAGUUUGUCAAAAACUUCCGCAAGGCGGGGAAGCAAGGAAAGCUUGCAUUGUUGCUAGAUGAGAAGGCAGAGGUGGGGGUCGUGGAUGCCGAUGACGUGGGGAGGUUCGCUGCCGCACUUCUCAGCGCAGAGGAUCAUUCCAUCCACAACAAGAAGAAGUAUGUGUUGAACGGACCCGAUGACGUUACCGGUAGAGGAAUCGUGGACCUAGUGGAGAAAGAAAUCGGGGUCAAAGUGGAGAAUGUCAAGUAUAGAGACCUAGACUUCCUCGAACAGAUGGCGGCUUCAUCUCCAGAACCGCAUCUUAUUCAAUCUAUCAAGUAUGCGCCAGUGACGGGAUGGAAUGGAGAGUGCUCCGUCGCCACAACGAGUAAGGAAGUCUACGAGCUUGCAGCACCCCAAACUACCGCUGCUGACUGGUUCCAAAAUGCUUUGAAAAACCAUGGAUAA